CUUCGCAAAUUCCCAAGAGAUUAUUUUUGUUUUUGCUUCAGUGGAUUGAAGAUGCAAAUUCAAACUUGUAUAAAUGGGACAAGUCUUUUGGGCUGGAUUGGGCUGGGGAAGACUUUUAGGGCAGGAGACCGAACUGGGAGCGGAAUCUUUUUUGGUUUAGACAAAAGCACUAAGUUGGAGCAUCUUCGGAUCUUCCCCUUUAUUGCACUUAGCCGUCGUGCCGUGUGAAAAACAUUGGGACUUGGGUCUCUCUAAUCCAUUACACGAGAAAUGAUGAUUUAGAAUUUUCCAUAUUGGGCUGCGUCAUCCCAAAACAAUACUACUAGUAGUAGUUUUUAUCAAACACAAAAUCUGGUUGAUUUCCGUUUCUUAUUUCAGAUACUGGGCAUUGAUCAGAUAAUACAACCUGUGGUGUCAGUAAUUGUACAGCUUGAAUCAACACCCCAAAAUUAUAGGAAAUUUCUAUUUGAACGAAUUUAGAACAAAGGAUUUCAUUUGGAAAGAACGGCGGUUUUUGAAACUUUGGAAGCCCCCCCCCCACGACCUGGGGUUCUUGGAAGGCUUGCAAAUUUUCAUCAAAAUAUCAGGGUGAUUGAUAAGUAUAACUGGGCUCUGUUUGUUUGGGGUGGGUGAACCAGUGAAUCAUCUUUACAGCCUCUGCGCAGGAAUGGAGAUCCAUGAGGCAAUCCAAAGAUGUGAUGAUCUGAGGUUGAAGACAAAGUAUAACAACGCCAUCAAUGUCAUCUGUAGAGCUCUUGCUCUCUAUAGUGUCGAAGAGGUUGCUUUUAGCUUUAACGGAGGGAAAGAUUCAACUGUUUUGCUACACCUCCUUCGGGCAGGCUAUUAUCUGCAUAUUUCUGAAAAUUCGCAAUGCAAUGGAGUCGUUUCUGCCAAGGAGGUUGCAUUUCCGAUACGAACAAUAUACUUUGAGAGUGCAUCAGCUUUUCCUGAGAUCAACUCAUUCACAUAUGAAACGGCAGAAAGAUAUGGAUUGCAAAUGGAAAUCAUUCGCCUCGACUUCAAAUCAGGUUUGGAGGCUCUACUAAAGGCAAAACCAAUCAGAGCUAUUUUUCUUGGCGUCCGAAUUGGUGAUCCAACAGCGGUAGGACAAGAACAGUUCUCUCCUAGUUCACCUGGGUGGCCCCCUUUCAUGAGAGUCAAUCCAAUUUUGGAUUGGUCGUACAGAGAUGUGUGGGCAUUUCUUUUGACUUGUAAGGUCCAGUACUGCAGCCUUUACGAUAAAGGCUACACUUCAAUUGGGAGCAUUCACGACACUGUUCCUAAUUGUUUACUGAGCAUGGGAGAGUCCACAAGUUCAGAAGAAAAAUUCCGGCCUGCGUACACUCUUGCUGAUGGAAGAUUGGAAAGAGCUGGUAGGGCGAAGAAGUUUUCUUCUCCAGUUCAUGGACGAAUGUCCUCUGCUAGUGAUGGUCUGGGAAGUGGAGAAAAAAGCCAGAUAAGCAUGCUUACAGCCUCAAUCAUUGCUGUGGGUGAUGAGAUACUAUUUGGCACUGUUGAGGAUAAGUUGGGAUCUUUUUUGUGCCGAAAGCUCCAUUCUAUUGGUUGGACAGUCUCUCAGCUAUCUGUAACGCGAAAUGAUAUAGAUUCUGUAGCUGAUGAAGUUGAGAAGAAGAGAUCCUCCAGUGACAUGGUGUUCAUAUAUGGAGGCCUAGGUCCUUUGCAUUCAGAUGUCACUGUUGCUGGUGUUGCAAAAGCAUUUGGUGUUCGUAUGGCACCUGAUGAAGAGUUUGAAGAGUAUUUAAGACAUCAUAUUGGUGAAAAGUGCACUGGGGACAGAAAUGAGAUGGCACAACUACCUGAGGGUAUCACAGAACUACUGCAUCAUGAAAAGCUGCCAUGGCCUUUGAUCAAGUGCCACAAUGUUAUAAUUCUAAAUGCAACAAAUGUUGCUGAGCUGGAUCUCCAGUGGAACUGUUUGAUUGAUUUGUCAACUGCUAAUGGGCUACUUGUGACUCUGGAGCCUUUCAAAUCAAAACAUUUGUCCACAAAGCUAUUGGAUGUAAGUGUGCAUCACUUGGUUUUGGUUGCAUUUAACUUCAUCCGUGCUAGUUACAUUACUAAUUCUUGUGUAACAUAUGGGAUGCAGGUAGAAGUUGCUCAACCUUUAUCGAAACUGUGUCUAGAAUUUCCAGAUAUUUAUAUUGCACUCAUAAUAAGUUUCGAGGGAAAGGAUCAAGCACGAGUAGAAGCAGCAACUUCUGCUUUAUGCAAGACGUUGGACGCGGGAGCAUUCACUGAGGUGGAUUGA
Molecule: messenger RNA, 2269 nt
Organism: Oldenlandia corymbosa var. corymbosa
Lineage: Eukaryota; Viridiplantae; Streptophyta; Magnoliopsida; Gentianales; Rubiaceae
Source: the annotation of a GenBank genome assembly